Aspergillus uvarum CBS 121591 is the source of this 4284-nucleotide messenger RNA. RefSeq names its product P-loop containing nucleoside triphosphate hydrolase protein. Gene Ontology annotation, cellular component: membrane. The record is from RefSeq and is a predicted model, not a curated record. Gene Ontology annotation, molecular function: ATP binding; ATP hydrolysis activity; ABC-type transporter activity. NCBI's taxonomy places the organism in Eukaryota, Fungi, Ascomycota, Eurotiomycetes, Eurotiales, Aspergillaceae. The transcript is spliced from 16 exons. Gene Ontology annotation, biological process: transmembrane transport. The coding region runs from base 1 to 4284 and encodes 1427 amino acids.
AUGACUGUCUUUCCUUGCCCGCGAGGGAGUGAUGACUCUUUCGGCCCCGUCGUGAGCGGCUAUUGUCGAGAAUUCGAUUUCACGUUGCUCUUUGAGGAUGUGGUUCUGGUUACUAUCCCCUCGUUUGUCUUUCUAGCAAUUCACAUCAUCCGCAUCGCAUGUCUUCUCUCGAAACCAGUCAAGGUUGUCAAGCAGCGGCAAACAAUCUCUCUGAUGGCCCUGCAUGCUGUACUCUUAGGGACUCAUUUGGCGAUGCUCCGGAUCCGACAAGAUACCCCGACCCUGCAGACGCGCGUAUGGCUCGUUGCGCAGAUCUUGCAGGCCCUCGACACUUGUGUGGCGAUUGUAGUUACAUACUUUGAGCGCGCUCACUCGCCGCGGCCCCCAAUAUGGCCCAGUCUCCACUUGUUCGUGGCGGUGCUGUUGGACAGUGUCCGUGCCCGGACGUUCUGGCUUGCUUCGAACACAAACCUUGCGGCCAUCAUAAUCAGUGUGACGUUGGGUCUACGCGAUCAAGAUUCCACAAAGGAGGAAAGUAGCAGUCUGUGGGAGCUGUGCUUACUGACAUGGGUGCUCCCGACCCUGAAAAAAGGUUUCUUCUCGCCUUUGACCUUGGAGCAGGUUCCGCCCAUCGGGCAUAGCCUCACGGCCGAAAGGCUGAUGAGGCGGCUGCAGCGACGCUGGAAUCAGGUGUACCAAUCACGCAGGAACCAGCUCUUUUUCACAGUAUUUCGGACGUUUAAAACCGAAUUCCUGCAUGGAGUCAUUCCUCGAUUGUGCUUCUCGGCAUUCACUCUGAUGCAACCGCUUCUGGUCAACGCCAUGAUCAAGUUUGUGGGAUCUCCUGAUAACCAGAUGACGCGAAACAAGGGGUAUGGCUUGAUUGGAGCAUCGGCAAUAGUCUAUCUUGGGCUUGCAGCAUCCAAGGCCCUUUACAAUCGACAGGCGUAUCGCUUCGUGAUUGGCGUACGGGGGGCCUUACUUGCUACAGUCUACAGUCAAACCCUUGAGCUCGGGGCUGCAGAUCAAGGGGGUACGUCUGCACUCACCUUGCUGGGAACGGACGUGGAGCGAAUCGCCACGGGCCUCCGGGACGUGCACGAGAUAUGGGCCUCGCCGAUCGACAUAGGACUAGCUGUUUGGCUGCUGGGAAGACAGCUUGCCGUUUCCUGCAUCGUCCCUGUGGUUCUAUCUCUUUUGUGUAUCCUUGUUAUUGCAAAGGUGUGCAAGUUGAAGAAUCAAGCUCAGCGCGAGUGGAUCGAGAGAGUGGAAUGCCGGAUUGAUGUCACUCGACGAAUGCUCAAUGAUAUCAGAUCCAUCAAACUACUUGGCCUUGGGGGGCAUAUUGAGACUAUCAUAUCCCGUUGUCGGUCGAUCGAGAUUGCCACCUCCCGUAAAUUCCGAUCCCUGCUGUGCUGGGAGGUCUUCAUUGCCAAUUUCUCAUGGCUGGUUUCUCCCGCUGCCUCGUUUGCCUUGUUCACCAUUGUCUCAACCGCAAACAAAAGCAGCUCACUCGAUCCCGCGCAGGCGUUCACCGCACUGUCUCUCAUGAGCCUGAUUACACUGCCGGUUCUUACGCUGAUCCAGGCACUACCUGCUCUGUUCCAGUGCUUGGGCUCAUUUACCAGAUUGCAGGAAUAUAUUGCCCACCAACACGUGCAACCUCAUCAGCUCGACUCCAAACUCGUGUCGUCAAGUACAUCGCUGCUAGGCCGCUUGGGCUCCGAGGUCCCAUCUGCAGGCACAGAGAAGGGCCCUCUAAUCGCCCUGCGGAAUGCCACAGUUAAGUGGAACGCAUCCGGACCUGAGGUACUUCACGAGGUUGAUCUCGAUGUGCACAAAGGUGAUAUGAUUGCGAUCAUGGGCCCGGUCAGCGCCGGCAAGACCACGCUUCUGGAAAGCGUUUUGGGCGAAACUGUCGUUGACUACGGAUACAUCCAUACGCCCCGUGUGCCGACGGCCUAUUGCAGCCAGGUACCCUGGCUGGUUGAGGGGUCCGUCCGUGACAACAUCAUUGGCCCCAUGGGAAUGCAGCCCGCCUGGUACCACCAGGUGCUCUGGAUGUGCGGGGUGAGCGAGGAUAUACAAGUCCUGCCGGACGGGGACUUGACCCGUGUCGGUGGACAAGGAAAUGCCCUCAGUGGAGGGCAGAAGCAACGUGUCGCUCUUGCUCGUGCGGUCUAUUCGCGCUGCGAACUUAUCGUUCUGGAUGAUAUCUUCAGUGGCCUCGAUGCCUUCACAAUUGAUAGAAUCUGCCACCGCUUGAUAAGCGCUGACAAAGGAUACUUUCGUCGCAAGGGGAUCACGGUGCUACUAUCGACGCACAAUUCCAAGGUUGCAGCACUCGCAGACGAGGUAUUCAUCCUUGAAAAUGGCAGAGUGGCGCAGCGUAUUCUGUCUUCACCUUCAAUGCAAUCACCAGAAGCUCAAGCCCUCUCGAUGGAGGCUGAUGAAGACGCCUCCAAGAAAUUGCCGAUAGCAUCUGAACGCUGCGUAAAACCUGAGGAGGACGAAUUGUCUUCCGACGACAAUAGUCGCGCUCAUGACUCAACACAGACUUCCCAUGCUGAAGGAGCUGGCUAUUCCUACUACCUCAAAUCUGCCGGUCGAACGCUUGCAUUGCUUUACGUCAUUCUCAUCGUCAUCGCCGCGUUCUGUCAAGACUUUCCCAAUCUCUGGGUGAAGUGGUGGUCGAAUGCAGAUUCGAAAGGCUCAAGCCAACUGUCUGGAAUGUAUCUGGGCGUUUUUAUUGCCUUCGCAGUCGGCACAGUUGUGGUGGGUGCAGCAGGUUCUUGGGUCUACCUGAUACAUAUGAUCACCAAUAGUGCAGAACGUCUGCACGCGGACCUUCUGGGUAGCAUAAUGAGUGCUCCUCUUUCCUGGCUAAAUGAUACCACUUCAGGUGAUAUCUUAAAUCGAUUCAGUCAGGACCUAGAACUGGUGGAUAUGACAUUACCACUGGCAGCUGUCAACGCAACCAAGGCCAUCGGGUCCUGUCUCCUAAAAUUAGCAAUCCUCUUUGUGGUAGCCAGGUAUAUGUCCCUGGCGGUCCCACCCCUCUUGCUAGUCUGCUUCCUCCUGCAGAAAUGCUACCUGCGCAGCUCGCGCCAGAUCCGCCUGCUCAGCAUCGAGGCUAAGGCCCCUCUGUUCCAGCACCUCUCCGAAUCCCUCAGCGGUGGUGCGAGCAUCCGGGCGUUCCAAUGGCAGACCUACCUCGAGGAAGCCAAUCUUUUGAUGGUGGACAAUUCGCAGAAAUGCACGUACACGCUGUUUAUGGUCCAACAAUGGCUGACCCUCGCCAUGGACCUAAUUGCCAGCGGGCUCAUCCUUCUGCUAACCAUGUUGACGGUUCUGAUGCGAGACUCCUUCGACCCGGGGUCAUCUGGUACCGCCGUCGUGACCCUCAUGAGCUUCACGCAGUCUUUGGCUCGGCUGCUCAAAUUCUGGUCGAUGACUGAGUCCUGCCUCGGAGCCGUCUCACGGAUCCAGUCAUUCGCCGCCCACACCCCCUCCGAAUCCAGCGGCAAGGCCGCCCUUCCACAGCAGACAGCCUGGCCCAGCCGUGGUGCCAUCGAGAUGCAGAACGUGAGUGCUGCAUACAAAUCUAACCCCGUCCUCAACGGCGUAAGCAUGCGCAUCGAACCCGGCCAGAAAAUAGCACUCUGCGGCCGCUCGGGCAGCGGCAAAUCCUCCUUAUUGCUGUGUCUGACUGGACUGCUCCGACCCCACUGCCCAACCGGCACAAUCCAGAUUGACGGCCUCGAUAUCACCUCCGUCGCUUCACAAGACCUCUGCGCUCGCCUGAGUGUCGUCCCCCAAGAACCGUGCUACCUCCCAGGCACCAUCCGCUUCAACAUUGACCCGACUUACACCCUCUCCGACACCGCUCUGGCCCGCAUCCUUGACGCAACACAUCUUACUGAUCUCGUGGCACGACUCGGUGGCGUGGACGCCCAACUCGAUCCGACGCGGUGGUCCGCGGGACAAGGGCAGCUGCUCGCGCUGGCGCGCGCAGUCGCCCGACAAAGCAAGGUUUUGGUCCUGGACGAGGCGAUGAGUCGGGUUGAUCAUGCAACACAAGCCCUGAUGGAUAGGGUCGUUUCGGAGGAGUUUGGAGAUUGCACGGUCGUGUCGAUCGUCCACCGGUAUGACAAUCUCGCGUGGUUCGACAAGGUGGCGGUGAUGGAGGAAGGGCGCCUCGUCGAGUUUGAUCGGCCGGCCGCUCUGCUGGCGCGGGAGGAGUCGCGGUUUCGGGCGCUGUAUGCGUCAAGUGGGUGCUUGUAA